AUGGCGCCCACCCAGCAAGAGCUCGAUGAUGCGUGGCACAACUUCCUUCUGACGGCUCAGCGUACGCCAGCUUUCCUCAAGGACUUCGACAUCGACUUCCGCCGCGAGGGCGGCUUCGCCAUCUACAAAGCUGAUGAUGCAGCUUCCACCACCUUCCCGACUCGUCUUCCCGAUAACUACCACGCCUAUCGUCGCAACUUCGAGCGUUUCAGGCGUGCUAGCAGACGCAUCUGCAAACAUUGGCUUGCAGAGGGCCCGGACAUCGCAGCGGGUACGCAGGACGGCCUGUCCGACGAAGCGUUGGUCGACAUUUCACACGGCGUCACAUACCCGAAGGGGCGAUUUGCCUGCGUAUACGCCCUUCUGCACAACGAUCUCGAUCUGCUGGACGGACCGAGCGUAAGACUCAUCGGCCAGACGACCGACGCACAUGCGCAGGAGGCGGCUCAUCGCCGUACUGCCGAUAUGCAAGUGCGCCUGUACCCUCUUUACAUCCCGUUGAUCGCAGAUUCGAACGAGGAGGAGACUCGUAUCGUUGGCAAGCACUUCCUCAUCGUCAUGUGCUGCUCCACGCUACCCGAGGCGGGAGGCUGCAACUUGCAGGUCCUCGACGACCACAUGCCGCAGGGCAGCAAUCUCCCUGCACUCCGCGAGCCGGACAACAAGAGGCGCUCGGCGACGGCGUCGGCCGAAGAGCAGCGUGCCGAGAAGGCGCCGCGCUACGAGGCGUGA
Tilletiopsis washingtonensis is the source of this 732-nucleotide messenger RNA. RefSeq lists its product as hypothetical. Lineage: Eukaryota; Fungi; Basidiomycota; Exobasidiomycetes; Entylomatales. Bases 1 to 732 code for a protein of 243 amino acids. The record is from RefSeq and is a predicted model, not a curated record. The transcript has 2 exons.